Molecule: messenger RNA, 5784 nt
Organism: Malaya genurostris
Lineage: Eukaryota; Metazoa; Arthropoda; Insecta; Diptera; Culicidae
Product: non-canonical poly(A) RNA polymerase protein Trf4-1-like
Exons: 7
Coding region: 1063-3585 (840 amino acids)
Biological process (GO): RNA 3'-end processing
Cellular component (GO): TRAMP complex; nucleolus
Molecular function (GO): mRNA binding; poly(A) RNA polymerase activity
Source: RefSeq, a predicted model, not a curated record
AUUGCUAGUCGCACAAUCAUAUCGCUGUGUAUCACUCGUGGAGUGCAGCAAUAAUUUUUUUCUCUUUCGCCCUUUCCUGUGGCAAAAAUUGUCCUCGCGGAUUUCUUCGGCACGGUACGUUGCGGAUUACCGUAAAACUCGCGUAACCCUCUACUAGUAGUGUCCCGACGGGUCUAAGUCACGAUAGUUCGGGCGUGUUACUAUCCCGGAAGUGAGUGUGAGUCCGGUUUUACCGGAGACGAACAUUGUGCUCAGUGUGACGUCGCACACCAUUUUUCUUUUCGCGUUCGCAAUCACAUCGCUGGCGGAAGAAAUAUUUGUUCGCACAUUCCACUGUGAGAGCUAGCAAAAUUGGUGAAUUAGUUCGAGCCUGCAGAUCGGCUGUUAAUCGUAAAGUAGGAGCAAAAUCGAAAAACAUCAGCCAUUAGUCGAGAUCGUGUAGUUUUGGAACAUUUUUUGGUUUAAAUUUUUUUCGAUCUUUUGUUCAGUAACGAGUUAAGCUGGUCGGCCAGAGAAGGAGCGGAAGCUUGCUGCGAAGAAGAGUAGCAGUAGCAGGAUAGUUGAUUAGACAGUGAGGUGCGUAUCAUCGGAUCUACUCAACUCGAAAACAGCAGCGCAGCAACACAUCUAAGUAGCAGCAGGAGAGUUGAAAAGAGUGAUUGCCUAGGACAUUUUGCUGAACACCCGACUUUGGCAGGAAGAAUGCACAACUGGUUCUCGGUGGAAUUGUAGUUUGCUGUUUAGAACCGGUAUUCGAUGUUUAACAGCAGUGGCGCAGACAUGUGUUGGUGAAUCGACGUCGUGAACAAUCGAAAAGCUCGUGUCGCUCGAGAUCAAAUAAUUAUCGCGAACGAAGGAUAACCUUUCGUUCAGGUUGUGUACCUUUUUCGGUUAAGGGGAAGGGGGUCGAUCUGGGAAGUCAUUUGUGAGUUUUUUUUUCUUUCUGGUGGAGAAACAGAAUCGGAAGAAGUUGCUGCAGAAGAAGAACGAGUUCAGUGAGUGAAACGGCGAAGCUAAGCCUAGCCUAACCAAGUCGUGCCGGAACCGAGCCGGGCUCAAGUUAUGGAUCCGGCGGUCGCUUGGUUCCAGGAAGAGCAGGAAGGACCGGCGAAGCGUAUGUGGAUGAGUAUUUGGGAGACGAUGGCAGAGUUAGAUCCUCCAUUGACCGUUCCAGUUGAGAACCUAAAACCGCAACGGGCCGGGACAGAGAAGUCCAACCGUGGUGGUGGUGGUGGUGGUGGAGAGAAUCGUAUCAUCGGUGGAGGUGGUGGUACUGGUGAUGAUUCGCAUCAUCAUGUCAACCAUCAUCAUCACCAUCACCAUCAUGGUAAUGCGUUAAGUGAGAACAACAACAACAACAACAAUAGUAACACGAGUAACAUUAGUGGCAACGGUAAUAAUAAUAAUGGUAACAACGGGAACAACACGCCAACCGGAGGAGGUGGCACUAUUCUAGUCAACAACAACGAGAAAAACUACAAUCCAACCCGGAAGAAAGCUGGCAGUACCGUGGACAAUAAGGCGAGUACUUACAACAUGAACAAACAACAUUUGCGGCUAAUUGGAAUCCACGGUGGUUGUCCGUGGCGUCCGCCGACCUUCAAAUACGGAAGAGGAAUCAUUGGGUUGCACGAAGAGAUCGAACAAUUUUACGCUCACAUGAUACCGACACCGACGGAGCAUGCCCUGCGGGUGCAGGUGGUCGCCCGGAUAGAGGCAAUCGUGUUGAAUCUCUGGCCAAUGGCACGGGUAGAAAUGUUCGGUUCCUUCCGUACCGGGUUGUAUCUGCCCACUAGCGAUAUUGAUCUGGUCGUUAUUGGACGGUGGGAUAAACUUCCGCUGCGCACUCUGGAGAUUGAGCUGAUAAACCGUGGCAUUGCCGAAUCGAUGUCGGUUCGUGUUCUGGAUAAGGCAUCGGUUCCCAUUGUUAAGCUGACCGACCGGGAAACCCAGGUCAAGGUCGAUAUCUCAUUCAACAUGCAAUCCGGUGUUCAGUCUGCCGAAUUGAUUAAGGAUUUCAAGCGGAAGUAUCCGGUGCUGGCGAAACUCGUGUUGGUGUUGAAGCAAUUCCUGUUGCAAAGAGAUCUGAAUGAAGUGUUCACCGGUGGUAUCUCGUCUUACUCGCUAAUCCUAAUGUGUAUCAGCUUUCUGCAGCUGCACCCCCGAGCCAAUCUGAAUCAGACUACCAAUCUUGGGGUGUUGCUGUUGGAGUUUCUGGAACUGUACGGUAGAAAGUUCAAUUAUAUGAAGACUGGAAUAAGUGUUAAAAGUGGUGGUCGGUAUAUACCAAAAGAGGAACUGCAACGUGAGAUGAUAGAUGGCCAUAGACCCAGCUUGCUGUGCAUUGAAGACCCCUUGACGCCCGGGAAUGACAUCGGACGAUCGUCUUACGGUGCUCUCCAAGUGAAACAAGCCUUCGAGUAUGCGUACAUCGUGCUGAUGCAGGCCGUCUCACCGCUAAACAAAUUUCUCAAUGACUGCAACCGGCAAAGUAUCCUAGGGCGAAUAAUCCGAGUCACCGACGAAGUGAUCGAUUAUCGGAAGUGGAUCAAGGAAACCUUUGAAUCAAGACUGAUAGCGGCCCAGACGAUUGUGCCUACCAUACUGAACGAUCCGCUGAACCCGCAUAUUCCAUUACACCUCCAGCCGCAGCAGCAACUGCAACCGGGCCAGCAGCAGCACCCGCAGAUGGUUUACACGCGACGGCGGAACAGUUUAUCCAGCGUGGACACCUCGGAAGAAAGCAUGGACAGCGAUGGGGACUCGAACUCGGUUUCGCGAGACAUAUCACCGACGAGCAUAAACCGAUCACCGGAGCUGGUUCACGAUAUGCACCAUCCGAACAGCCACACAACCGGCGGAGGUGGUGGUGGCGGCGGUACGGUGGUGGUGCUUACCUCACAUAUGCCCCCGCAGCAUCCGCACGAGGUGCUCAUCGAGGAGAACAAUGUGAUCAACUUGGCGAUGGCCCAGCAGCAGGCUCUGGAUGGUAUCAACGAGAAUCAGAUGAUCAGUUAUAAUAUGAACAACCGACGCAGUGCGUCCUCGCCGCAUCAGAUAGUCAGCGGUGCCAAGAAUGCCCCGAUGAACAUUUACACUCCACGCAGCAGCUCGGAGCGCAUUGCUCUGAGUGGAAGCGGCGGUACUGUCGUUGUUAGUGCCAACAAUAAUAACAACAACAACAACAGCGGGAGCAACAACAGUAACCAGCAAUCUACCGGUGGUAAUACCCUGGUGCGACAUAACAGCAAACAUCGCCGGGCGGUGAUCGGUCUGCUCGGGCACUACAUGAUCAAUCCGAACAACAACAUGAGCUUGAUCAACUUGACCGGUAGCAGUAACAAGGAGGACAAUAUGCACCAAGGCAGUAACAGUAGCGGACCGGGUAAGGAAUCGAAACAGCAAACACCGAGCCAACCGCUGUAUAGCAUGAGCAAAAAGACGUCACAACAGGUGGUUAGUGCAGCAUCGUCCUCUUCCAAGCGCAAAAAAACUAUCUCACCGACCGAUAAGAAGGGUGGCCCACUGGGAGGUAGCGGUGGUGGUGGUGGUAGCAACAGUGGCAGCGGCAUGGAUAGCCGAUGAUAGCAUACAAGGCAUCAGCAUUGUGCACGGUAUGUGCAUUACUGCUUCUAGGGAUUGAAGAAUCUGGCCGCCAAAUCCAGAGUGUUACCCGUUUUUUCGCAAUCGGCGUUAUCGAAUUUUGUCAGUAGGCUACUAGAGAUCCGCUAGUACGUGUGUAUACACCUUUGCUGGAACCAUCCGAGAAGAGUAUAGUGAUGCAACUAUAUCAUAUACAGUUAAGUGUGAAAAGCCAGAUAAGAGAAGUAUUGUGUUUUUUUUUUGCGGAAAUUCUCUGCCAUAGACAGCAUCAUUUCGAUCUUACUUUUUUGUGUCAGUGUACAUCCGCUACUUUCACCGUUAUAGAGAGUACUGAUCUUACUGCGAAUAGCAAAACUCAACCAUUUCCGCGCGUGUUGUCACUGCCCACAAAAGACGAACGGACGUUUAUCCCGGUUAGAAGAAAAACCGAAAAAAAAUCCUGGUCAGACUAAAGAGAAUAGACCUUCAUAAUACCAGUUAUUUAGCUAGUAGCACUAAAAUAUUAAGGCUCAUAUGCGCGUGAUAGCAACGUGUGAUUAUUGUUUAGCAUGUACCCAUCUAAAGUCACAUCCCCAUUUUCACUCAAAACGUUAGAAUCCACACACACACACACACACACACACACACACACACACACACACACACACACACACACACACCUACACACAAACAGACACUCGCUCACGGAAUAGAUUAACGAACAUACUGUGCAGCAAGAAAAGAUCAUGUCCUGCCCCAAACACUCGUCAUUCUUUGCCGCCGCCAUUUGCGGCAACAUUCAGUGGAUCGAUCAUAGCGAUAGAUUUAGAAGAAAGCGAAGAAAAACAAAAUAAGCGUUUUGUAUGAAUACUUGUUUUAGAGAAGAGAUCAUGAGCUGCAGGCGAAUUUAGUCCAAGUUUUCGAACUACAUGCAGUUGUCUCCGGAAACAGCAGAAUGGAGGAGCAAAGUUCGCGAUAUAGUUUAAUAGUUUUUAUGAUGAAAAAAGUAUGAGAACUUUUUGCACGAAAAUGGAGCUUAAGACGUAAUAGUAAUAAUAAUAAUAAUGAUGAUGAUGAUGAUGAUGAUGAUAGUGUAUUGAAAUCAAAAAAAAAAAACAUUAACAGAGAAAGUAUAACAGUCGGAAGCAGACUUCGGUAGGACAUAUAUUAUUUAGUGGAUCGGUAUUUCCGGAGCAAUGUAAGUAUUUAUUUGUGUUUUUUUUAAGUUAUCAUGUAUAAUUGAAUCGGUGGAAUGAUGUUUAGUGGAAAAGUUACAACUGUCGAUGUUUUAUCUGUUGUUAGAGGGAACAAUAAACCCAAUUCUGUGUGUUUUCAUAUGACUUCCAAACAAACCGUCAGCUUUGCGAGUGCCAAAUCAAACUCAGUCUCAGUUUCGGUUUACUAGUUCCAUCAACCGGGCGUUCGUUCGAACAAGACGCAUACACACUACGCAUAAUUUUUCCACUAAAUACCAUGGAUCUCACCUCAUUCAAAUGUGCAAUAAAUUACUUGCAAUCCUUUUCGAAAUGUGUGUAUACCAGUUGAAGAAAAUAGAAGCCCUUGCGCAUAAUUAACUACCAGGCGAACAUGCACGGGUGUAUUUUUUUCAAGAAGUUUACAUCUGCUUCCAAUCACGGUUGUUUGUAUGUAUAAAUCCACAGGAAAUGAAAAGAUAUUUGAUUCUUACCAAUUAACGGAACAUGUUAAAAAUCAAGCUCCGAAGCAACCAUCCAUAGAGAGGCUUUCAAUUUGUUGAGUUUGCCGCUUCCUGUGAGCACAGGUGAAAUAAUCAGCUACCCUUAUUAAGCUCGUUGAGAUGAACUAUUUAUCUAUAUAUGUACAUGAUUUUGCUAGACGUGUAAUGUGUAUUUUAUUAAAUGCUUACAUACGUAUAAACAUUUACAUAAAAAAAUACAUUUUUAAGUAGAAUUCCAAACUAUAUUUUUCGUAUGUCAAACAAUAAGUAGCAGUUAUUUGAAUAAGCGCAAAAGUGAUUUUGGUCGAGAUAAGAGUAGUGCGUUUCAUCAAACCGAUGCGAUCAACCAAAUCAACAGUGAAGCAAUUAUCAUUGUUGUUAUUAUUACUACGAUCCUCAAGUAACAUCUAAAUAGGAAACUAAGAAUAGGAACAGUGUGGACAAUUCCACUUCAGACGUCGACCCACGACAGUUGGUUUUGUUUUUUUUUUCUUCCUAAUUUCGCA